UGCAGAUUUGUCAGAUAGCCCGUGUGCAUGGCAUGGUUGACAGGAUACGGCUCGUGCUUUAGCCCAGGGGCCCGGUGGUCGUUUUUAUCAGGGAUCAACACUCAGUAAACUGUCAGAGAGACACAUAAAUCCGUGUGAUCUUUGUGUUUGAGCCGCUGGCCUAACCGUGUGGAUCUUAUUUCCUAUUUUGUCAUUGGUCAUUAGUGAACUAGUCAACGCUGCUCGUCGAAAAUGGCGGAUGUACCGACUGAGAAGAGUCUGGAUGAUUUCUUUGCCAAACGAGAUAAAAAGAAGAAGAAAGAGAAGGGAAAGGGCAAGGAAACCACUGCGGCACCUACCACAAUGGUGCUGAAAAAGACUAAAAAAGAGAAGGAAAAGUCCGCGAAAAAUGACAACCAGGACACUCAGAUUGAGAAGGAGGAUGAAGAGUGGAAGGAGUUUGAGCAAAAAGAAGUGGACUACAGUGGGCUUCGGCUGCAGGCUUUACAGAUAACUGAUGAAAAAGAAGAAGAAGAGUAUGAGAAAGAGGAGGUGGGAGAGGAUGGAGAGAUGAUCCUUGUCAGUGGAGACAAAGUGUCAGGACCUUGGAACAAGUCCAGUGGUGCCCCGGCUCCUACAGCCCCUGUGGAUGAUGAAGAGGUUCCCGAAACAAAACCUGCUGGAGUAUAUCGGCCCCCUGGGGCCAGACUGCCCACUGCCAAAAGAAGCACUAACCAGGGCCCCCCUGAGAUCUUCAGUGACACACAGUUCCCCUCUCUCCUGGCCACUGCCAAGCAUGUGGAAACACGCAAAGACCGAGAGAUGGAGAAGACCUUUGAGGUUGUCAAACACAGAACCCGUGGUAGAGAUGAUGCAGGGGGAGCUUCUAUACAGCACUUGCAGCUGGAUAACCAGUAUGCCAUCCUGGGGGAUAAGUAGACCCCUCCAUGCCCUGGCCCCUCCAGCACGGUUCUGCCAGCCCGUGGAAGGAAGCGGACUGCAGAGGAGGACUGCAGCCACAGCAGAGCUCAUGCCACCACCAUCAUUACUUCAUACAAAAUACAUACACAGAGCAAUAUCAAUGUGGUCCACCCAUUCUCUUUACAAAGACUCCUAACAUAUUCAACUCCUUUGGUUGGCUAACAGUGGACUGCAUCUGAUGGGGCUGAUGAAGCGGAGUACAAGCAAAGAAAUUGACACUGCAGCACUCUGAACUGACAGCACAGUUGUCCUAUGGCUCGUGCUCAGAGCUGAAGUCGUGCGACCAAACUUCUCUCUGGACUCCAACUCGCUUUGCUGAAGCAACAGGCGACUGAAGUGACUUUAGGAGAUGAUUUUACAAACUUCUGUAAAAAUGUCUAUUUUUUCCAAGAUGGUUCUAACCUGAUCUCGCACAUGAUAUAAUGGGGGGUUUGAGUUGUGGUUGGGGCUUUGGGAGUGGGCGUGUACUUCGCCCUAUGUGGACUGAGCUUUUGUUACCAUUUUCCUUUGCUGUGGUGGCGAAAGGGUUAACACAGGCCCUAUAUACAAGCUGGCUCUAAAUACAGAAACUUGUUUUCUUUCAAAAUGAUGGCACCUAAUGGACAAUAAGUUUCUAUAUAAAGUGGCCUUAUUGCUUUGUCAUCUGGAGAGAUUUGUGCUUGCUGUCUUUGAAUCUCAUCACUUAGUGAAAAUGAAAAGGAAAAAAUUAGUUCACUAAUUUUGUGUUGUCGCUCCUUCUGAUUCCAUGUAACCGUCUCAUGCACAGCUUCUUUCAACUGGCAGCAUUACUCUAACCAGGACUUUGUGCUUUGAUACCAGCUGGACAUGGACAUUCUCGAGGAAGAGUGCUCUGCUACUUUUUAUCAGCUCAUACCCCACUCACACACAUCUGUGUUUUCUUGUUUUUACAUUUCUCAGCUCACGUUGCCCUCAUUCUUUUAUGCAGUUGUGCACAGGUAAAACAGUUUAUGCAAUGAAUUCAAUCCAUGCCCAAACACUUAACAUGACAUGUGGUCUCAAAAGAUAACUGGAUUUGUUCUGUCUUUUCGUUCUGUCCAUCAAUUAGUCAGGAGUGUUUGAACCUGAUGAGUGAAAUAGAAACAUUUGUAAUAAAAGAUGAGCCUAACCUAAAUAAUAAAGUGAUCCUUGUGAAUAGAA
Messenger RNA from Boleophthalmus pectinirostris (great blue-spotted mudskipper), 2118 nucleotides. RefSeq names its product carnitine deficiency-associated gene expressed in ventricle 3 (gene cdv3). The transcript has 5 exons. Bases 232 to 918 code for a protein of 228 amino acids. Lineage: Eukaryota; Metazoa; Chordata; Actinopteri; Gobiiformes; Gobiidae. Gene Ontology annotation, cellular component: cytoplasm. The record is from RefSeq and is a predicted model, not a curated record.